UUCCUCCUCCUCCUCCUCCUCCUGCUGCUGCUGCUCCUCCUCCUCCCCACCUCAUCUCAGCCAUCACUAUCUCCUACCGACCAUCAAGCUCUGUUUAACAUCCGUCAAAACCUCUUCGACCUCCCAGGCUCCACCUUCUUCUCCUCCUGGGACUUCUCCUCAGAUCCCUGCAUCAGCUUCUCCGGCGUCACCUGCUCCCCCGACGACAACAACAUCAAUCUCCUUCGCAUCUCCGUCCUCACCCUCGGCACCGGCCUCACAGACUCCCCCGGCCUCGGAGGCAUCCUCCAUCCCUCCAUCUCCAAUCUUACUUCCCUUACAGAACUCAUCAUCUUCCCCGGCCGCAUCUCCGGCGAACUUCCUUCUAACCUCGGCUCCUCUCUCCCCCUGCUCCGCCUCCUCUCCAUCUCCUCCAACCUCCUCCUCGGCCCCAUCCCACCUUCCCUCUCAAACCUUCCUUUCCUCCAUACCCUCGACCUCAGUCAAAACCAGCUCCAAGGCUCCCUCCCUCCCCCUCUCUUCACCUCCAACCCCAGCCUCAAAGUCCUCAUCCUCGCCUACAAUGGCGGUCUCUCCGGCUCCAUCCCAUCUCAACUCUCCUCCUCCCCCAACCUUCUCCACCUCGACCUCCGCGGCAAUUCAUUCACCGGCCCCCUGCCCCCUCUCCCUCCCACCCUCCGCUUCCUCUCCGUCGCCCUCAACUCCCUCUCCGGUCCCCUUCCCCCCACCUCCCCUGCUCUUGAGUUCCUCGACCUCUCCAACAAUGUCUUCUCCGGCGAAAUCCCACCGGCAAUCUUCUCCCUUCCCAUGCUCUCCUCCAUCCUCCUUAACUCCAACAACUUCUCUGGAAGCUUAUCCCUCCCAUUUUCCUCCGACACUCCGCCUAAAUGGGCGGUGGUGGAUGUCAGCCACAACUCGCUCGCCGGAGAGCUUCCGGUUGGUCUGGCUGCCGCCUGUAGUCUAUAUCUAAACGACAACCAUUUUACAGGUUCGGUGCCGGUAGAGUACAUGGAGAGCCUUUACAAUGGAAGCAUGAGUACUCUCUACGCUCAGAAUAAUUUCCUCAGGGCAUUCUCGCCACCACCGGAUUCGGUCGGAAUCGAGGUUCCGGCCUCUGUUUCGCUCUGUCUCUCUUACAACUGCAUGGUGACUCCAUCAAUGGCCACCACCGGCUGCCCGGCCGGCGUGCGAGCUCACCUCUCCCGACCAGCUUACCAGUGCACAGUGAGACGGCCGUGGCAGCGUCGGUGAGCGGUGGUGACUGAAGAUAAGUUCUCCCAUUAUCAAAAAAAAAUUUAGAACUGUGAAACUUUGCUGGAAUAAUAGAAUUCAGUACUAAAAAUAGCAAUAAUUCAGCACUGUCGCCUUUGAUCUGUGGAGAGCAGCAAUGAUGAAGAACAGGGCAUUAAUAAUGGCAAUGUUUCUGAGGCUGCCAGCCAUGGUUGUUUGGAAGCAAGCAAAGAAAGGGCGCUCGUUUGGGCGCCGUCACAUCGUUUUGAAGUUUGAAUCUCUUUGUUUUGAUCUUUCUUUUAUAUAAAUAUCACUAUUCCUUAUCCUAAAUUUGGACUUCAG
Molecule: messenger RNA, 1572 nt
Organism: Phalaenopsis equestris
Lineage: Eukaryota; Viridiplantae; Streptophyta; Magnoliopsida; Asparagales; Orchidaceae
Product: probably inactive leucine-rich repeat receptor-like protein kinase IMK2
Exons: 2
Molecular function (GO): protein binding
Source: RefSeq, a predicted model, not a curated record